AGUUGACCGCAGACUUCCGCAGUGUUUCCGUGUCGCUUGCGCUUGUAAAAAUUAUAUUAAGCUAUACUGUUUACGCUAAUUUUCUUCUUCCUAUUCUAUUGACUUGCUUACUGUAUACUUCUGUGCUGUGUUACUAUCUCACACCUUAAUAUAUAAUACUUGCUUGUGUUUGUGGGCCUUGUAAAUUAUAAACAGUAUAAAACAUUGUGUGUGACAAAAUAAACGUUGUGGAGUUAAGAAGUAAGUGUUGUUUAUUCAAUAUCCAACCACUACACUGGUGACCCCUGAAGAACACCGAAGGAUCAGAACAGUAAGUGAAUAAUAAUUAAAAUGUCACAUAGUUCUACGAGCAGAAACGCCCACAAAGAUAACGAUUCGGACGAAGGAAAAAAGACAUUUACACCUUCCGACAUUUGCCGUAUCGGCGUCCGACCACCACCUUUUUGGCCGGAAGAGCCAGCAGUAUGGUUUGCUCAAUUGGAAGGCAACUUUCUGUUAUCUGGAAUAAAGGACGACGCAACAAAAUUUUAUUAUAUUACGUCAACCCUAGAGCAGAGAUACGCAGCAGAAGUUAAAGACAUAAUUCUCUCACCACCUGACAAAGACAAAUAUGAAAAGCUGAAGACCGAGCUCAUAAAACGACUCUCUGCGACACGUGAAAAGGAGGUGAAGCAGCUACUUAUGCAUGAAGAGCUGGGUGAUCGUCGACCAUCACAGUUUCUACGCCAUCUACAGCAUCUCGCUGGACCUAGCGUACCUGAUGAUUUCCUUAAAACCAUCUGGUGCAGCCGUUUACCACAUAGCAUACAGACAGUGAUAGCAUCACAGACAACCUCAGAUUUGCAGGCUUUAGCAGACUUAACUGACCGCGUCUACGACAUUGUGCCUUUAACACCUCAAGUCGCCGCUGCAGAGUGCACGCAAAGUUCAGUCUUACAGACGAUGGCUAAUCAAAUUUGCGAACUUACAAAGCAAGUUCAAGCCCUCUCCACGCGCGUACACAGGCCAAGAUCUUUGACUCGCAACACCAGACGAGCACGUAAGACCAGCCACUCCAGAUCUGAUUACAGGAAAUUUCCCACAUGCUGGUAUCACCACAAAUUUGGAAACAAGGCAGACAGAUGCAUUAAGCCCUGCGACUUCAAGCCGGAAAACUGCCAAGGCAGUCGAUAAUGGCGACACACGACUGCCUCAGUACAACUGGUCGCCUAUUCGUUUCGGACCGAAGAACAAAGAUGCAGUUUCUUGUCGAUACUGGCAGUGACCUCUGCGUCUUCCCGUACACAUCGCUCCGUGAACGUCGACCUAGUACCAAUUAUCAACUCUAUGCCGCUAACGGUUCACUUAUCACAACUUACGGAUACGUACAUCUGGAGCUAAAUCUCGGUUUACGUCGCGAUUACUCUUGGCGUUUCAUCGUGGCUAAUGUCACGAAGGCUAUCAUCGGCGUCGACUUCCUGUCUUUUUAUGGUCUUAUGGUUGACUUUCGAAACCAACGCCUUAUAGACACUACCACAUCACUCUCAACAAUAGCUUCGCCAGUAACAUCGUCGAACACUAUCUCUUCAGUUAAGUCAAUGAUCGGCGAUUCUCGUUACCACGACUUGCUCCGUAGCUAUCCAGAAAUAACUCGUCCAGCUGGAAUUCAAUGUGUAGCACCCCACAGCACUGUCCAUCAUAUUAGGACUACGCCAGGCCCACCAAUCAGUUUCACACCACGGCGAUUAGCGCCAGACAAACUCAAGGUAGCAAAACAAGAGUUUGAAUUAAUGAUUAAAAACGGAAUAGCACGCCCAUCUGAAAGCGCUUGGUCGUCUCCAUUGCACCUCGCACCGAAAAAGGAAAAUGGAUGGCGUCCAUGUGGCGACUACCGGAUGCUCAACGCCUGCACAAUCCCAGACCGCUAUCCCAUCCGAAAUAUCCACGACUUUACCCAUAACAUAUCUGGUUGUACAAUAUUUUCAACAAUAGACUUGGUGAAAGCGUACAACCAAAUUCCGGUUAGUGAAGAGGAUAUACCAAAGACGGCAAUUACAACACCUUUUGGCCUCUACGAGUUCCGGUACAUGACGUACGGCCUUAGAAACACAGGCCAAACGUUUCAGAGAUUCGUUGAUGAACUUACUAGAGGUAUGGAUUUUUGCUUUGCCUAUUUGGACGACUUUCUCAUUUUCUCCAAAGACGAAAAAUUACACAAAGAACAUCUUCGUCAGUUAUUCGAUAGACUCAAAGAAUACGGAACUGUCAUAAAUACAUCUAAGUGUGUCUUUGGAGCAAAGGAGGUAGUAUUUCUCGGAUACAAGGUAUCGGCAGAAGGAUUAAUGCCACUCGAAACCAAAGUACAAGCCGUUCAAGAUUACCCGAUACCAAAGACGGUGAGAGAACUUCGUCGAUUUUUAGGGAUACUGAAUUUCUAUCGCAAAUUCAUCCCCGGUGCGGCAAAAAUUCAAGCACCACUUCAUGCCCUAUUGACAGGACGAGUGAAAGGUUCUCAUCCAGUAAACAUUUCUGGCGAUACAAAGACAGCUUUUGAAAACUGCAAAAGAAGCUUAUGCACAGCUGCUCUUCUGGCACAUCCAGACUCAGAUGCAAGACUCGCAUUGGUUACUGAUGCAUCGGAUACCGCCAUAGGUGCAGUUUUGCAACAACGGAAGAACAAUUGUUGGCAGCCAUUGGGUUUCUUCUCUCGGAAACUAAGUCCAACGCAAAACAAAUAUUCUCCGUAUGAUAGGGAGCUGCUUGCAAUCUACGAAGGUAUCCGAUAUUUUCGACAUAUGCUUGAAGCCAGACACUUCACAGUGUACACAGAUCAUAAGCCUCUUUGCUUCGCUUUUAACACACGGAAAGACAAAUGCUCUCCACGGCAAUUCCGACAUCUGGACUUUAUAUCGCAAUUUACCACGGACAUUCAGCAUGUAUCAGGUAAAGAUAACGUCGUGGCGGAUGCACUGUCCAGAAUCGAAGAAUUAACAUUACCUGUCGACUUAGUGGCACUGGCUAAAUCACAAAUCGACGACCCUGAGUUAAAAGAAAUUUUACUGAAUACAACAUCACUACGCCUGCGUCAAGUUACCAUACCUGGAACACAGACGCAAUUAUACUGUGAUGACAAUAACGACUCACUCAGGCCUUUCGUUACUAAACCCUUUAGGCGUCAGGUUUUUGAAAAUCUUCACUCCUUAAGCCACACUGGCACUAACGCAACCGUAAAAUUAAUUGCACAGCGCUACGUCUGGCCUGGAAUGAGAAAAGAUUGCCGACAGUGGACCAAAACCUGCCACCCAUGUCAGCAGACAAAAGUAACUCGACAUGAUGUAUCAUCGCCACUUGGUACGUUUAAGCUACCACGUAAGAGAGUUUCGUGCAUACAUAUAGAUCUUGUUGGACCACUACCUGUAUCAAAUGAAUACAAGUACUGCCUCACUGUUAUAGAUCGAUUCAGUAGAUGGCCUGAAGCCAUACCUAUAAAAAAUAUAACCGCUGAGACAGUCGCCAAAGCCCUGAUAUCCGGAUGGAUAGCACGCUUUGGUUGCCCUAGCGAAGUGGUUACGGACAGAGGACGUCAAUUUGAGUCGGAACUUUUUAAGGCCCUUUCGAGAAUGAUAGGAUUCCAACACAAACCAACUACAGCAUACCAUCCAGCCUGUAACGGAAUGAUCGAGAGGUUUCAUAGACAGCUUAAGGCAGCAAUAACCUGCCACGCCAAUACAAACUGGACAGAAGCUCUUCCUCUAGUGUUACUAGGCAUACGUAGUGCAAUCAAGGAAGACUUAAAAACUUCUCCUGCCGAAAUAGUAUAUGGUGAGCCACUUAGACUGCCUGGAGAGUUAUUACAUCCUUCUCCACAUAUAAACACUGAUGUUACUGAUUUCACCACUCGAUUACGUUCAAUUGUCCGAAACAUUCAACCACAACCAGCUUCUCGUCAUUGUCAAAAGACAACCUUCGUUUUUAAAGAUCUCGCCACAACAACCCACGUCUUCCUAAGAGAAGACGCUGUUAGAGGAUCCCUUCAACCCGCCUAUUCAGGACCACACAAAGUGAUUGACAGAACUGAUAAGGUUUUUAAAAUUCUUUUAAACGGCAAAGCAACAACAGUGUCAAUAGAUAGAUUAAAACCAGCUUAUCUACUCGUUGACAGUAAUCCCACUCCGCCGGAAGUUUCAUUACCUUCAAGGAAGGAAGGAGAUUCAAAUAUUAAACAAACGCGUUUUGGGCGAGAAGUACUGGCCCCGGAAUAUUAUCGCCCGUAGGACGGUCACUGGGGGGGGGAGUGGUGUGGUGGACUGCGAUAUUAGCUGUAAAAAUAAAUUUUGUUUAGUUUUGUAUUAAAUAUUAAUUUUUAUAAAUAAUAAGUAUAUGUAUAAAUUAAAAUGUAUAAAUAAACAGUAUGUAGUAUAUAAAUAAAUGUAAUACAAUACGUGCACAAUGUUAUAUAAAACGCUUACUAGUUGUUGAUAUGUCGGAAGGCCAACGACGUAAAAAUCGUAUCGUAUAAAUGUCUUCUAACGCUCCAGGUAAAUAAUUAGAACAAAGGAACUUGCGCGUACGUCGUCGGCCGUCCUUCAGUUGACCGCAGACUUCCGUAGUGUUUCCGUGUCGCUUGCGCUUGUAAAAAUUAUAUUACGCUAUACUGUUUACGCUAAUUUUCUUCUUCCUAUUCUAUUGACUUGCUUACUGUAUACUUCUGUGCUGUGUUACUAUCUCACGCCUUAAUAUAUAAUACUUGCUUGUGUUUGUGGGCCUUGUAAAUUAUAAACAGUAUAAAACAUUGUGUGUGACAAAAUAAACGUUGUGGAGUU
This is a messenger RNA of Parnassius mnemosyne (clouded apollo), 4802 nucleotides long. The record is from the annotation of a GenBank genome assembly. NCBI's taxonomy places the organism in Eukaryota, Metazoa, Arthropoda, Insecta, Lepidoptera, Papilionidae.